AUGGCACAAGGAAAGCACUCACCAGGGCUGGAAGAAAAGCCCAAGGAAGGAGUCAAGAUUGAGAACAAUGAUCAUACUAAUUUGAAGGUGGCAGGGAUGGAUGGUUCUUUGGUGCACUUUAAGAUUAAGAGGCAUACAGCACUUAGCAAACUUAUGAAGCCUAUUGUGAAUGAUAGGUUGAAAAUGAAAGAUGAAGAUGCAAUUGAUGUGUUCCAGCAGCAGAUAGGAGGUGUCUACUCAAAAGGGAAUCUGCUACUUUACUGUAGAACUUUGUUCCUCCUGAACAUAAAGACAUGUUCUCAAUUAGAAAACCCAAUUUAG
Molecule: messenger RNA, 321 nt
Organism: Physeter macrocephalus (sperm whale)
Lineage: Eukaryota; Metazoa; Chordata; Mammalia; Artiodactyla; Physeteridae
Product: small ubiquitin-related modifier 2-like
Exons: 3
Coding region: 1-321 (106 amino acids)
Biological process (GO): protein sumoylation
Cellular component (GO): nucleus
Molecular function (GO): ubiquitin-like protein ligase binding; protein tag activity
Source: RefSeq, a predicted model, not a curated record